Messenger RNA from Cylicostephanus goldi, 624 nucleotides. The record is from the annotation of a GenBank genome assembly. NCBI's taxonomy places the organism in Eukaryota, Metazoa, Nematoda, Chromadorea, Rhabditida, Strongylidae.
AUGGGGGAUGGUCGGAUAAAGCAUAGAGCGCCCAAUAACAGUGGCGCGCAGAGUUUUCAGUCCAUUUCAAUCGAGAAGAGACUUGCACAACUGCGACUUAUACAUUCGAAAAAAUCAUACGAGUUAUUAUUUUUUCAACAUGGCACUGAUUGGGAAGGCUUUCUCAUGGGAAAGCGCUUUCAGGCAACUUGUUUCGCUAUCGUAUGCGAAAAUCUAGUAAAUCAAUUGCGAAGAGAAUUCUUCAAGGCGAUUUUGCGACAGGAUAUCGUUUGGUAUGACAAAAACAAUUCGGGAAAUUUGACGCCAAAAUUCUUCGAUAACCUCGAGAGAGUAAAAGAAGGGACAGGAGACAAACUUGGACUGCUGAUUCAGUUUGUUGCACAGUUCUUUGGCGGAUUUAUUGUUGCGUUUACCUAUGACUGGAAGUUGACACUUAUCAUGAUGUCGCUUUCGCCAUUCACGAUCGUUUCUGGAGCUUUCAUCUCCAAGCUAAUGGCGUCAGCCGCCACGGAAGAAGCGAAAAAAUAUGCUGUUGCCGGUGGAAUCGCAGAAGAAGUGCUCACAUCAAUAAGAACGGUCAUUGCCUUCAAUGGCCAACCUUAUGAAUGCGAAAGGUUGGUUUAA